Messenger RNA from Vairimorpha ceranae, 801 nucleotides. RefSeq names its product brix-domain-containing protein. The transcript has a single exon. Gene Ontology annotation, cellular component: nucleolus. NCBI's taxonomy places the organism in Eukaryota, Fungi, Microsporidia, Nosematidae. The coding region runs from base 1 to 801 and encodes 266 amino acids. Gene Ontology annotation, biological process: rRNA processing. The record is from RefSeq and is a predicted model, not a curated record. Gene Ontology annotation, molecular function: rRNA primary transcript binding.
AUGAUCAACAAGCUUAGAAAAAAAAGAGAAUAUUUGUUAAAAAAAGAAGAGGAAUACAAAAAUAAAGAAAUUGAAAAUAAAAAAAUGAGAUUACAGAGCCAUUUGGAUGAUACUAGUAAAUUAAGUUAUGAUCUAAGAAAAGAAGGAAAAGGCUUGCUAGAUGAACUUAUUUAUGACUACAAAGAAGAAGAAAUUAUUUUAUAUCCUAAAAUAUUGGUAACUACCAGUAAAAAACCGAGUAGUAAAUUACUUGAAUUUUCGAAACACAUGUCAUUAAUUUUUAACGGUCUUUUUUUUAUGCGGGGAAGAUGUACAAAAGAAGAAUUAAGUAAUAUUAUGCAUAAGAAUGGUUAUACAUCUCUUAUACUUAUUUAUGAAAAUAAAGGGACACCAUCUUCUCUUACAAUAUCCAAUUUUCCAUUUGGCAAUACAUUUAAAUUUAGUAUACAUGGAUAUAAUAGAUGUAAAACAGUUAAUUUAGGAGAACACUGCCAUUUGGUCUGUGACAGAAUUAAUUCUGAACUUAAAGAUUUAUUUGGUAAGAUGCUACCUAAAAAUUCUAAGAGUAGACGGGUUCUAUCACUUAGUAAUGUAAAUGACAAGAUAGGAUUUAGGCAUUAUAUUAUUGUUAAGAAUAAGCGGGUGGAAUUGAAACAGGAUUUGAUGAUCGAUUUAAAACUGUACGAGAUACGUAAAGGUACUUUUGAACAGGAAGGGGAAAUUGUCUGGAUUUAUAAGCCAUUUGUCAAUUCUGGUAAAUCUAAUAUUUACAACAAGGUAGAAGAUAGUGAUGUAGAAUAA